AGAGGUGUUUGAUGGCAGCUGUUCGUGACCUGUGUGUGUGUGUGUGUUUAGGUACGUCACACACCUGAUGAAGCGCAUCCAGAGAGGGCCGGUCAGGGGGAUCUCCAUCAAGCUGCAGGAGGAGGAGCGCGAGCGCAGGGACAACUACGUGCCCGAGGUCUCGGCUCUGGAUCAGGAGAUCAUCGAGGUCGACACAGACACCAAGGAAAUGCUCAAGCUUCUGGAUUUCGGCAGCCUGUCCAAUCUUCAGGUGACUCAGCCUCCCGUCGGCAUGAACUUCAAGACCCCUCGCGGCGUCUAGACAUUUGUAAUAUAUCUCUUAAUAAAAUUGUUGGAAAACCAA
Messenger RNA from Carassius carassius (crucian carp), 343 nucleotides. Its product is annotated as small ribosomal subunit protein eS17-like. Gene Ontology annotation, biological process: translation. The record is from RefSeq and is a predicted model, not a curated record. Gene Ontology annotation, cellular component: ribosome. Gene Ontology annotation, molecular function: structural constituent of ribosome. Lineage: Eukaryota; Metazoa; Chordata; Actinopteri; Cypriniformes; Cyprinidae. The transcript has 3 exons. Bases 68 to 301 code for a protein of 77 amino acids.